Messenger RNA from Diaporthe batatas, 1239 nucleotides. RefSeq lists its product as uncharacterized. The record is from RefSeq and is a predicted model, not a curated record. Bases 1 to 1239 code for a protein of 412 amino acids. NCBI's taxonomy places the organism in Eukaryota, Fungi, Ascomycota, Sordariomycetes, Diaporthales, Diaporthaceae. The transcript has 6 exons.
AUGGCGAACCGAGUUCGGGGACGUGAAACGGUGUUCAGAGUCGCGGGCAUCCCCCCGGGAGCCACGGAAGGCGACGCUGCAUCUAUAGUCGAUCAGGAUCCGUAUUGCUUGGAGCAGCACACAGAGAUGGUCGCAACGGUCACCUUUGAAACGCUACCUCCGCAGUUGGCAACUGCAACCAAUCUACCCAUUAAAGGGGAAGCGGAGUUUCGAGGUGAAUGGAUACUUGUCGAGUUGACAUUCGACAUCACCUUCCUUGGGUUCACACCACUCAACGAAGUUCAUUGUCCUCGUGACGAGAUCAUCGAUUGCAUUGUUGUUAGCGGUCUUGCAAGUCAUGCAUAUGGGUCCUGGAAGAGCAGGAAAGACCACUUCAUGUGGCUGAGAGACGAUGCAACAUGGCGCAAGCCAAACGUCCGGGUUAUGUUGUACGGAUAUGAUACGGCACUGGUGAACAGCGAGUCGUUUCAAACCAUUGAGAAUAUCGGUACUGAGCUGGGGGCUACUCUGUCACGAGUCCGCCGCAUGCUUCAGCAAGGGAAAGUUGAUUCGAGGCCUCGUCCCAUUGUGUUCAUCGCGCACAGCCUUGGCGGAUUGGUGGUGAAACAGGCAAUCUGCAAGAUGAGCUCGAGCAAGAAAGAGAAUCAGAGAAUAACGGCGUCGUGCAUUUAUGGCCUAAUAUUUUUUGGCGUCCCGAAUGCUGGUAUUCGUAUAGAACAUUGGCUUCCUAUGGUCAAAGGCCAGCCCAAUGAGGUUUUAGUCCGCGAUCUGCGCCCUGGUUCCGAGUACCUGCUCAACCUGCAAAGAAAUUUCGAGGCACAGUUCACUUAUCCAAAGUCGAAGAUCCUGUCGGUCUUCGAGACCAUGAGGACAAGAACAGCAAAAUUUGAAGGAGGACGCUGGCAGAUCACAGGUCCACACGAGAUCUUAGUGGAAGAGGCAUCGGCUACAAAACCCAUGGACAACGCUCCAGAAAGUAUAAGUCUCUGUACCAUGCAAAUGAAUCAGAACCACGCGGACCUCCCGAAAUUUGCGCACCGCCAUGAUCUGAACUACAUGAAUCUGGUCAUGGAGCUCGAGGGGUUUUGGCAUAAUGCUAUUGACGACGUGCGAUUAAGGGUCGAGCCGGAUACCAUCACAGGACCAUUGACUGUGUCGCCAGGAUCCAAAGACAAUGAUGACGAGAACGUGCUAGGAGGUUCCCCUUUUACCCGGAAGGGUUGCGACUCGUCAGACUGA